AGAGAGAUUCUAUAGAACUCACCCGUCCAAGUAGGUAGCACAUUUUCUGUUUGAAUAGUUUGCAAUCCUAACAUUAAAAUUAUUGGGAAUCUCUCUCCGUUUUCAAUAGCUCUACAACAACUCUAUUUCACAUUAUAAAUGAAGACGGUUUGUCUUUGGUUAUAGGCUUAGUCCACGCAUGCUUGAAUUUGUGAGUUGUAUAUGCUGUUGAUGCAAGCACAUCAAUAUUUAUAAUUUUUUCUCGUAUGUUCGUGCGGGAGUUUGUUCCAUGUCAUAUUUUGGCGGCUUGAAUUCUACUCAUCCAUCAUCAUUGUAAAAAAGUCAGCUCUCACAUGGAAAGAAAAAAAAAUUGUUGCAUUAUAUUUCUACUUAAAUGAAGGAGGCAAGAGAACGUGAGAAUCACUAGUAAGAUGGUGGUGAAGAUGCUCUGCACGUCCUAACCUACCCACGAGUCUUUUUCUUCUUUUUAAGUGUUCGUCAAGUCCACCACUUCCACCUCUCAAUCUGCAUCUUUCACCAUGGCGCUUCCAGCUUCAGAUGCAAUCAUUUCUACCACCAAAUACAGCUCCCGGGAAGCAUAUGGCGGCGUUUACGACGGAGUUGAAGUUGAUGUUUAUAUGACUGCUCAACAUCCCGCCUCAAAAGAAAGUGCCGGAGAGGUAGCAGUGGACAAGUUCUACAACCAAGUUGAAGUAUACACCGAUAUUCAUCCCGACUUUCCCUACGACUUUGAAUUCUUGCCGGUCGAAAAACCUAAACUUUCUGUCGAAAGGGAAAGCCUGCAAAAGGAAAAGCAGAUUUCAGUGGAUCCUAUAUCGUUGAAGGGGUCAUCAAUGAAGAAGAAGCCAAGCUUUAAUCUCAUGUUGCUUCUGCCGCAUCUUCUACCACCUGCAAAACCCAAGUUCUUAAGUUUCAGCCUCCCAAACUCAGCCAAUUCGUCUCCUCGAUUUAGCUCAACUCUGUUGAAGAAGAAACCAAAGAAUGAAAGCAAAGCCAAUCCUCCCAAACCCAGUAAUCUUGGCCGCCAGCAUUCUGUGGCGGAUCAUGAACAUCUCGCCAGGAAACCAGAGGUUUACUUACAAAGGAGCAAAUCAUGCGGCGAAGGAAGAGCACGUGCAUCAACAGAUGAUUUGGACCUUUGGCUGACUGCACCAAAUGUUUCUGAAUAUGACAACAGGUACUACAACGACAACUUUUCCGACACUGAAGGCAACAAAGACAAUCAUAAGAAAACGAGGAGCAAGGAUGCUGUUGAUCACGAGGAGUUUAAAUGCGGUGCCCUCUGCCUGUUCCUGCCAGGCUUUGGCAAGGGCAAGUCUGUGAGAGAAAGAAAGGAAGAAAUAGAGAGUCAUGAAAAGGAGAUGUCCAGGACAGUUUCCUUGGAAAAAUUCGAAUGCGGUUCAUGGGCUUCAUCAGCCGUAACACACGACACUGAAGACGACUCAAAGAAUCUCUACUUUGAUCUGCCAUUGGAGUUGAUCCGAGCAAAUGUCAAUGAUGCACACUCACCAGUUAGAGCUGCUUUCUUCUUUGAUAAUGAUCAAAAAGGGAUUCUGAAGAAAAGCUCCACAAAAGCUACAGCCAAAAAAUGUGAUGAAUCGCCUCGCCAUGUUCGUUUUUCUACAUCAUCCCCUGUAUCAUACCCAGCCUCGCCAGCUUCUUGCAUUACACCUCGUUUGCGCAAGGCAAGGGAGGACUUCAAUGCCUUCUUAGAAGCACAGGGUGCUUGAAACGCUAUGAUUUUUGUUUUGUAGCUUAGAAAACUGUGAGCGCAUUUGUGAGGUUCGUGUCCCACAUUGCUAAGAUGUAAGAAGAAUGAGCGGUUUAUAUAGUAUAGUUGAGCCCAAACCCAUAGUUUAACCUUUUGAGUUAAGUGGCGUCUUAACGUGCUAUAUUAUGAGCUCACUAAAUGACUUCCUUAAGUGUUUCUCUCCCUAACAACAAGAUUAGCGAAUUUUGGAGGCCCUCUUUUCUUUUGGAUAGCACAUGAUUGCCAAAAGUGAAUAAUAGCAUGAGAGCCCCUGAGUUUCUUUUUUUAUUUUUUAAAUGCUUUUUUAUUUUUGUAUUUUUGGUGUCUAAAUAUCAAUCUUAUGGAGAUUAAUACUUUAGGAAGUAUUUAAGUAAGACAAGGCC
Corylus avellana is the source of this 2133-nucleotide messenger RNA. RefSeq lists its product as uncharacterized. Gene Ontology annotation, cellular component: chloroplast thylakoid membrane. Lineage: Eukaryota; Viridiplantae; Streptophyta; Magnoliopsida; Fagales; Betulaceae. Gene Ontology annotation, biological process: photosystem I assembly; response to photooxidative stress. The record is from RefSeq and is a predicted model, not a curated record.